UUUCUUUUUCUCAUAACAAAUGAAGCAUAUAUACCCCUAUUUCAUCAAAUCAUGAGAUUUCAGGAAUUAAUCUUACAACUAUAUCAAUAAAUCAAUGGAAAAAAUGACAGCAAGCACUAUUCUGCUUUCAGUAUUAUGUAUUUUAGUUGUGACAGUGUUAAUCAAAUUGAUGAAUUGGGUAUGGUUGAGGCCUACGAAGCAGGAGAGAUUGCUCAGACAGCAAGGUCUCUCAGGUACUUCUUACAGAUUCUUGUUUGGAGAUCUCAAAGAAUUUGUCGCGAUGCGUGCUGAGGCCUUAAACUACCCCAUGGAUAGCUUUUCUCAUGAUUAUUUCCCUCGAGUGGAACCUUUCCGCCAUCAGCUUGCUCCCAAACUGGGACUAGAUUUCCUCUGGUUUGGCCCUAUACCUAUGAUACAGAUCUCAAAACCACAGUUGAUUAGAGAGGCAUUCACCAAAACUCAAGAGCUUCAUAAGUUGAAGAUGAACCCCAUUUUAGAAAAACUUUUUCCAGGGCUUGUCAACCUCGAGGGAGAGAAAUGGGCCAAAAAUCGAAAGCUGAUAACCCCUGCUUUCCAUGUAGAGAAGUUGAAGCUGAUGCUACCAGCAUUUCGUGACAGUUGUGAAGAGAUAAUCAACAAAUGGGAGAUGAUAAUAGCUAAAAGGGGUUCAGGUGAGCUAGAUGUGUACCCAGAUUUGAUGCAACUCAGUGCUGAUGUGAUCUCUAGAGCAGCAUUUGGUAGCAAUUAUAAGGAGGGACAAAAAAUAUUCGAACUUCUGAAGCAGCAGACUGAUGUAGGUCUUCUUAUGUUACAAUCAAUUUAUAUCCCAGGAAUGAGAUUCAUUCCAACACCGAGAAACAGGAGAUUUAAGAAGCUGGAAUAUCAGAUGCGUACUUCAUUACGAGCAAUCAUUAACAAGAGGAAAGAGGAGAUUGAGGCUGGAAAAGCGGUAAAGACUGACCUAUUGAGUAUACUCAUGGAUUCCAAUUCAAAAGAAAUCCAAAAAGCUGCUGGAAGUAACAAGAAUGAGCAUAUUGGGAUGAGCCUUGAAGAUGUGAUUGCUGAGUGUAAACUAUUCUACUUGGCUGGACAAGAAACUACAUCAACACUAAUAGUUUGGACAAUGAUACUGUUGAGCAAGCAUCAAGAUUGGCAAGAACGAGCAAGGGAAGAAGUGUUGCAAGCAUUUGGCAAUAAGGUGCCUGACAUUGAAAGUUUAAAUCAUUUGAAGACAAUAACCAUGAUAUUGUAUGAGGUACUCAGACUCUAUCCACCAGUAAUGCAGUUGUCAAGAUGGGUUCAAAAGGAUACAAAUCUAGGUACAUUAUCACUUCCUUCAGGUACAAUGAUCACUAUAUUUAUGAAUAUAGUCCACAUGGACAAGGAACUUUGGGGUGAUGAUGCCGAAGAAUUCAAGCCAGAGAGGUUUGCUGAAGGGAUUUCCAAGGCAACAAAUGGGAAUAACUCAUAUUUUCCCUUUGGUUGGGGACCAAGAAUAUGCAUAGGGGAAAAAUUUGCAAUAGCCGAAGUAAAAAUGGCAAUAUGCAUGUUUCUUCAACGAUUUUCCUUUGAGCUUUCACCAUCCUAUGUUCAUGCACCAAGGACUACGCUGUUUCUACAACCUCAGCAUGGUGCUCAUAUAAUCUUAUACAAGCUUUGAUUGUAUUAUAAUCACAGGUUUCUUAAUUAUGCUUACUUGCUUAGAAAGAGUUGGCUUGAUUGUUUUAUAAGUUUGUAUUGUUCAUCUUUUCAAAGGCAAAAACACAACUGAACUUCAUACUUUAUGUUAAAAUCAUUUUUAAAACUAUGCAUUUUCUUCAAUAACCAGAAAUAAACUGGAGAUUCAUUUAAAACUCUGUAAUGAUUGGAUGAACAGAGUUUAGAUAUGUAAGCUUUAAACUGAUUUUUAGUUUUAGUAAUUUUUGUAUUAAAAUCUUAGUUUGUCAAGUUCCAAUUUUGAUAAUGAAAGGAUUAAUAAGAAACAAUGAAAAAAUAAUUUUCGGAAGCAAUGCAACAACAAAAUUAAACUAAAAGAGUAAACCUAUAAUCCAAAUGUGCAAAAGUCUUUCUUCUAAGAAAGCAAAGUCCUGAUCACAUCUUUACCU
Chenopodium quinoa (quinoa) is the source of this 2105-nucleotide messenger RNA. RefSeq names its product cytochrome P450 CYP72A219-like. Lineage: Eukaryota; Viridiplantae; Streptophyta; Magnoliopsida; Caryophyllales; Amaranthaceae. Gene Ontology annotation, molecular function: oxidoreductase activity, acting on paired donors, with incorporation or reduction of molecular oxygen; monooxygenase activity; heme binding. The transcript is spliced from 5 exons. The coding region runs from base 95 to 1660 and encodes 521 amino acids. The record is from RefSeq and is a predicted model, not a curated record.